AUGGGCAACAUUGGCACAGAACCGGCUACAGAGCCCAUCGCCAUAAUCGGCAUCAGCUGCAAGUUCGCUGGAGAUGCGAGCAGUCCUAAUGAACUGUGGAAGAUGCUGGUUGAAGGGAGAGAUGCCUGGUCCGAGGUGCCUUCGUCUAGGUUUAACUUAAAAGGGUUCUUCCAUCCCGAUCCAGACAGGCGCGAUACUGCACUCGACCCUCAGUUCCGCCUCCAGCUCGAGUCUGUGUAUGAGGCGCUAGAGAAUGCGGGCCUUCCUUUGACUCAGGUCGCCGGUUCAGACACGUCCGUGUUCGCGUCAUUGUGGAAAAAUGACUACCGAGAUGGCAUAAUUCGCGACGAGCAAAACCUACCCAGGUCCCUCUAUACUGGCACAGGUAGAGCCUUUGCGGCUGCCAGAAUCUCUCACUUCUUCGAUCUUCGAGGAGCUAGCAUGACACUUGAUACGGCUUGUUCUAGUAGCUUGGUAGCACUCCACCAGGCCGUUCAGAGCCUGCGGAGUGGAGAAUCAUCUAUGGCCAUCAUUGGAGGCUCGAACUUGAUAUUGAACCCGGACACUUUCGUGUCCCUGGGGUCUACGGGCUUCUUGUCGGCUGAGGGCAAAUCGUUUGCUUUUGAUACACGAGCAAAUGGUUACGGCCGAGGGGAAGGUGUUGCUACUUUAGUUAUCAAGCGCUUAAAGGAUGCAUUAUCGGCAGGCGACCCCGUGCGAGCUGUCAUUCGCGAGACUCUUCUCAAUCAAGAUGGUAAAACCGACAGCAUAACAUCGCCAAGCCAGAUCGCGCAAGUGGCGCUAAUGCGCGACUGCUAUCACAAGGCUCGGCUCGACCCACAAGACACGCAGUAUGUCGAAGCCCACGGCACUGGUACCGAAAUUGGAGACUCCAUUGAAGCAGGUGCAAUUGCUACAGUCUUCCAGCCCACAGCGAGUCAGCCUAUGCGCAUCGGCUCCAUCAAGACUAACAUUGGCCACACAGAGGUCACUAGCGGAGUGGCGGGGAUAAUCAAGGUGGUGCUAGCCCUGGAGAAGGGCAUAAUCCCGCCGUCCGUCAACUUCAAUGAACCAAACCCAAGGGUACCAUUAGAAUCUGCCAACCUCAGGGUAGUAACCAAGGCCGAACAGUGGCUACUAGGCCCCAACGGUGUCCGACGGGCCUCUAUCAACAACUUUGGCGCUGGUGGCACUAAUGCCCAUGUCAUCGUCGAAAGCGCAGAGCCUGCAACACCCCGCAACGACGGGCAGCAGUCGUCCCAGAAGUACAAGACAAAGGUGCUUGUUUUGAGCGCAAGGAGCGAACAGGCCUGCAAAAACCUAAUCUCAAACUUGAAGGGCUACCUGGAAAGCAAGAAGGGGGUAGCCUGGGAGGAGGCGCUCUUGGAAAAUGUCAUGCAUACCCUUGGGCAGCGCCGGACCUUACUUCCCUGGGUUGCGGCCCACCGCGUUCCUUUUUCGCGAGGCAUCGAUGAGGUCACUAAAGCUUUGGAAUCGCUCCAAUUCAAGCCAAUCCGUGCAACACGGCGCCCGAGGAUUGGUAUGGUGUUCAGCGGCCAGGGCGCUCAGUGGCACGCCAUGGGCCGGGAGCUUAUAAUUGCGUACCCUCCUUUUAGGGCUUCUCUCGAGGAAGGCGAGAUAUAUCUAAAGGAAUUCGGCGCAGACUGGUCGGUGAUUGAAGAGCUUCACCGCGACGCUGACACCACCAAGGUUAACGACACUGCGAUUAGUAUACCCAUCUGCGUCGUCCUUCAGAUCUCACUGGUGCGGCUGCUUCAUGCUUGGGGAAUCACACCGACCGCGGUUGCCAGUCACUCAAGCGGAGAGAUUGCUGCUGCCUACGCGGUUGGCGCACUGAGCUACAAGUCGGCGAUGGCGGCUGCCUACUAUCGUGCUGUAAUCACCGCCGCUGACACGAGCCGUCGCAAUGGGGCCUCCAAAGGAGGCAUGAUCGCCGUCGGUGCAGGUAUUGAGGAUACAGAGUCCUACCUGGGUCGGCUGAAGAGCGGCAAGGCCGUCGCAGCGUGCAUUAACAGCCCGUUAAGCGUCACAGUAGCCGGAGAUGUCUCUGCAGUACAAGAAAUUGAAGACAUGGCCAAAGCCGAUGGCAUUUUCGCUCGUAAACUCCGUGUGGGCACGGCCUAUCACUCACAUCAUAUGGAUCCAAUUGCUCAACCCUAUCGCGAAGCGCUUCUUAACCAUCUGACCCAAUCCGCAGAUGUGGGUGAUGCACUCGAUUCCGUUUUAUUCUGCUCGGCCGUCACUGGCGGUCGGAUCUACAGUGUUAACGAACUCACCGAGCCGGAGCACUGGGUCAAGAGCUUGACGCAGCCGGUGCGAUUCGUCGAUGCCAUAUCGGACAUGGUGCUAGGCGACUUUGAUCCAUCUGGCACCAGUGUCGAUGCUAUCAUCGAGGUCGGCCCACACUCGAAUCUAGGCGGUCCUAUCAAGGAGGUCAUGGAUCUUCCGGAAUUCAACGGCAUUCAGAUCCCAUACUACAGUUGCCUCUUGCGUAAGACCAACGCUAGGGACAUCAAUAGAGCCAUCCGGGAGAGAUCGCAGCCGCCGAAUGACCUACUCGGGUCGCUCGAGCCGUGGGCAAACCCUCGUAUCCCAUCCUGGCGGCAGAUAUUCCGCAUCGAUGACGCACCCUGGGUCAGAGACCAUAUUAUAGAUUCCAGCAGCUUAUACCCUGCCGCUGGUUUUAUCUGUCGAGCAAUUGAGGCUAUGUCCCAGAUGGUCAGGAUGGAAGAGAUUGACAAUGUUACCAAGGCUGUCAUAGGGUACUGCCUGCGAGACAUUGAUAUCCAACAGGCUCUCGUUGUGCCUGACGGUGAUGGAGGUGUUGAGAUCCAGACCAGUCUCAGCCCGGUCGGUGACAAAGCAAUCGGCUCGCAGGGCUGGAUGCAGUUUGUCAUUUCCUCUGUAACAACAAACUCCAAAUGGACUCAGCAUGCAACGGGCAUGAUCUCGGUUGACCUAGGUGUUACCGGUGAAAUGUUGAACAUUGGCACAACAGUGGCCGAGAAGAAAUCAUCAACCGACUCAACUCAAGCUUUCGAUGUCGACGACUUUUACAACAGCAUGCAAUCAUCUGGUAUCAAGUAUGGACGUACUUUCCGUAAUAUCAAGACGGUGGUCCAAUCGGGCAAGUCCAAAUUGUCUGAAACCACAUUCGGUGUGGCCGAUACUCUAAUGCCUAAAUCCUUGCCUGACAGCCACAUUCUGCACCCGACCACGCUCGAUUCCGUCAUUCAGGCGGCCUACACUACCUUAUCUGAGGCUCAGCUCAAGCAAGGUAGCCUUAAAGUGCCACAAUCAAUCUCAAAGUUGUGGGUGUCGAAUGGCAUCUCCCGCAAGGCCGGCCACCUAUUCAAGGCUUACUCCUCACGCAGCCGCGGUGAUGCACGGAGUAUGGUGGCCGAUAUUCUAGUCAUGGAUGAUGACAAUAACAAGACCAUUGAUCACGUCCUGAAGAUGAAUGGCUUGGUGCUAAGAACUGUUGGCGCAGGAGUUGUUAGCUCCGAGCGACAACAGUCGAAGCCGUGGGAGAGAGAAAUAUGCAACAAACUGAAAUGGGCACCUGACAUGUCCCUCGCCACGAUGGCAGCCUUGAACACCAUCAAGCAGCAGUUGAGCAGCCCUCCCGACCCGAAAGAAGCUCGCGUGGUCAUAGAUCUACGCCGAAUUUGCAUCUAUUUCAUACGCGACGCGCUUGCGGCACUGACCGAGUCCGACAUAAAGCUGUUGAAUGAUCACCACAGGAAAUAUUACACGUGGCUGCAGAACCAACUUCAGCUCGCGAAGGCUGGCAAGCUCGGCCCCGACAGCGCACAAUGGACGUCCGACGACGAUUCGGAAUGUCGCAGGCGAAUGGCUGAAGCAACUAAGGCCACUGUUAAUGGUGAGAUGGUGUGCCAACUGGGUCCUCAUCUGGCUGCCAUGCUCCGUCGUGACACGCCGCCACUCGAGUUGAUGAUGGAGGGAAAGCUACUAUUCAAGUACUACAGCAAUAUGCUCAAAGCCGACCGGUCUUUUAAGCACCUGGCUAGUCUGUUGCAGCGCAUCGUGCACAAGAAUCCGCGUGCGCGCAUUCUAGAGAUCGGCGGUGGUACGGGUGGCGAGACGCGGUACGCACUUAAGGCCUUGGGUACGGCGCAGACUGGGGGUCCUAUGGCGUCGUUGUAUCACUUUACCGACAUCUCGGCGGCUUUCUUUGAGGCGGCGGAGGCCGAGUUUGGGGAAUGGAGGGAAAUAAUGGAAUACAGCAAGUUUGAUGUAGAGAAAGACCCAGCCAGCCAAGGGUUCGAGUGUGGCAGCUACGACAUUGUCAUCGCCUGCCAGGUCUUGCACGCGACCAAGUCUAUGGCCAACACUAUGGAAAAUGUGCGCAAGCUGCUGAAGCCAGGCGGGAGCCUACUGAUGGUGGAGACAACCAAAGAUCAAGUGGAUGUGCAGUUCGUCUUUGGGCUGCUUCCUGGCUGGUGGCUCAGCGAAGAGGGGGAGAGAACAUCCAGCCCAUCCCUUAGUGUCCCCCUCUGGGACCGAGUCUUGAAGGGCGCAGGUUUCACAGGAGUGGAGUUUGAAGUGCAUGAUUGCGAGAGCGAGGACAUGUACUCGAUAAGCACCAUCAUGUCAACCGCUCUCCGUUCGCAGCCCCCAAGACUGGCUUCAGAAAACAUCGUGCUCAUCGCCAGCAGCAAGGCGCCUCCCCCAAGUAGCUGGUGUGAAGUUCUGCAGAGUUCCAUUGCUACCACGACAGCCAUUGAUAGGCAUUUGCCGACCGUGCAGAUGCUAGAGUCCUCGGCAGCAUCAGAGUACACUGGGAAGAUCUGUGUCGUUUUGGCCGAAGUGAGUCGGCCAUUACUUCAAAACCUUGACGCAGUAGAGCUAGAGGGCAUUAAAGCUAUUGUCACCUCAUGCAAGGGGCUUCUCUGGGUGACCCAUGGAGGUGCGGUCGACUGCGAGCAGCCGGAUCGCGGGCUCGCAGUUGGCUUCAUGCGCUCCCUGCGCAAUGAGUAUGUGGGACGUAAGUUCUUGACCUUGGAUUUGGACCCUAAGACGCCAGUCUGGUCCGAAAAGUCCACGCCCAUUAUCCUUCAGAUCCUAAAGACGGAGUUUGCGAGCGCGGGUGGCACUUUGGCAUACGAUGCGCCAAGCGAAUUCGAGUACGCCGAGCGAGACGGAUUCGUUUUGGUCCCAAGACUACACAAGAACGUUGAUGGAAACAAGAUCAUUUUGCCCGAACCAAUAGACUACUUUGCCAAAGAUAGUAUGCCGAUUGAGCUAUUCCUCCAGGCAGACUAUCCACUGAGCUUGCAGGUAGGCGUCCCAGGCUUGCUAGACACGCUCGUGUUCGACCAUGAUGUUCAGCCGGGAAUCCGUGAUGACGGAACCAUUCAAGAAGAAGCGGUUCAGAUAGAACCACAAGCAUACGGAGUGAACAUCAGCGAUGCUUUAGUGGCCUUGGGCCAGCUGGAUGAGCAUGUGAUGGGCAUGGAAUGUGCGGGUGUCGUCACUAAGGUCGGCAGCCUUGCAGCCUCUCAUGGCUACGCGCGGGGAGACAGAGUCUUUUGCUUGCUUCGAGGCCCUUUCGCCAGUCGUGUGUGCACCGAAUGGACUAACGUCAUGCAUAUUCCCCCUCACCUCACGUUUGAGGAAGCCGCCACCCUCCCCGUCGUCUUCAGCACGGCCUUGGUUGGUCUAUGUGACAUAGGACGCCUGCAGCACGGCCAAUCGGUGCUGAUACAUGCCGCGGCUGGUGGCGUUGGACAGGCGGCAAUCAUGAUCUCACAGCAUGUCGGCGCGACAAUAUUCGCUACGGUUGGCUCGCAUGAGGAGAGAAACUUGAUCGUCACUAAGUACGGCAUACAAACAGACCACAUCUUCUCCAGCCAAGAUAAAUCGUUUGCACAAGCCGUCCUCUCAGCUUCUGGCAAACGCGGCGUCGAUGUAGUACUCAAUUCAUUAGCUGGCCCGCUGUUGCAGGCAAGCUUCGACGUUGUGGCGCCAUUAGGGCACUUUGUGGAAAUCGGGACUCGUGAUCUCGAGCGUAAUAGUAGCCUGGAGAUGCGUCCCUUUGCUCUUCAGGUGUCCUUCUCGUCGGUGAAUCUGCUCGCCAUGAUGCGCCAUCGGAAACGAGACGUUCACCGCACUCUUACCAAGAUAGCUCGACUGGCGACUGAAAAAGUUAUUGCACCAGUCUGGCCCAUCACCACCUACCCAAUUGCCGAGGCAGCUAAGGCGUUCAGACGACUUGCGACCGGAGAGAGCAUUGGUAAAAUGAUUCUGAAAACUGACCAACGGCAGACCAUCCCUGUGCUUCCACGACGCCAAAACGUCAGGCUUGCCCCAAACUCUUCUUACCUGCUUGUUGGUGGUCUUGGCGGUAUUGGUCGGUCUGUGAUUACUUGGAUGAUCGAGCACGGUGCUAAGAAUUUGAUACUGUUAUCGCGCAGUGCUGGCGACGUCCAGAAAACAGGACGUUUCGUGGCCCAGACAAUGGAAGAGACGGGCUGUCAAAUCAAGGCCAUCAGCUGCAAUGUUUCAGACUCCGUAGACUUGGAAUCAGCACUUCAAAGGUGUCGAGGGCAGCUUCCGCCAAUCCGAGGCAUCGUACAAGCUGCAAUGGUCCUUCAGGAUGCCUUGCUUGAGCAGAUGACGAUUGAUGACUAUAAGGCUGCCAUCUUGCCCAAAGUCGAUGGCACAUGGAAUUUGCAUUCUCAAUUCCCACACGCCGAUGACCUUGACUUUUUCGUCAUCCUUUCGUCCAAUGUCGGCACCCUAGGGAACGCAAGCCAGUCCAAUUACGCGGCUGGUGGUACCUACCAGGACGCGCUGGCGCGCUGGCGUGUUGGUCGUGGCCUACCUUGUGUUUCCAUCGACCUUCCUGCCGUCAAGUCGAUUGGUUACGUCGCAGAGAUGGCGGGAGUCCGAGAUCGCAUGUCUAGGCUGGGGCAUAUGCCGCUUGAAGAAAGCUUAGUGCUCAAAUUGAUUGAGUCGGCCAUACUCAGACCUCACGAGGGACAGAACGUGGCAGGCAUCAAUGUAGGGCCAGGUGGACACUGGAACCAGGACAGUUCUUCACAACUCGGCCGCGAUGCGCGAUUCUGGGCUCUGUGGUAUCGCCAGCCGCAGCAGCAAAAGAAGGCUAGUAUUGGUAAGGGCGGUGGUGACCCGCUUCCAGAUCAGCUUACUGCAGUCUCGUCGCGACACGAAGCCGAACGUCUAGUGGGCCAGGCCAUUGCACAGAAGCUUGCCAACAUCUUUACAAUACCCUCCGACGACGUCGACAUGACCAAGCCGCCUGGUGCUCACGGCGUCGACUCUUUGGUGGCGGUCGAACUGCGCAAUAUGAUAAGGAAUCAAGUCGCCGCUGAAAUAUCAAGUUUUGAUAUCAUGCAGAGUGCAUCGCUAGCAGCCCUGGCUGGCCUCGCAGCAUCGAAGAGUGAGCAUGUAAAAUCAUCUGGCGUCUCAUGA
Messenger RNA from Pseudogymnoascus destructans, 7479 nucleotides. RefSeq names its product Type I Iterative Polyketide synthase (PKS). The transcript has 5 exons. Gene Ontology annotation, molecular function: fatty acid synthase activity; phosphopantetheine binding; oxidoreductase activity. NCBI's taxonomy places the organism in Eukaryota, Fungi, Ascomycota, Leotiomycetes, Thelebolales, Thelebolaceae. The record is from RefSeq and is a predicted model, not a curated record. Gene Ontology annotation, biological process: fatty acid biosynthetic process; secondary metabolite biosynthetic process. Bases 1 to 7479 code for a protein of 2492 amino acids.